GGUUGGAGGGUGGAGAGAGAGAAAGAGUGGUUGGAGACGGCGACGGAGAGGUUUGUGUGUAUGUGUAUGAAGUUGGACUUGAGGGUGUUGAUGUUUAGGCGUUUUGGGAAGCGCUUGAUAGUGAGUCACGGGAUUAGUCCGGACGCGUUCGUGCAGUUGGCGUUGCACGUGACGUGUUACAAGAUGUUUGGGGAGUUGAAGUCGACGUACGAGUCGUGCAGCACGAGGAGGUUUUACCACGGUCGAACGGAGUGCCUGCGUUCGUUGACGAGCGAGGUGGCGAGGUUCGUGGAGGUGGUGGGGUGCGCGCGGGCGUCGGCGGAGGAGCAGGUGGCGGCGGCGCGCGCGGCGUUCGAGGCGCAUGCGCAGAGGGCGAAAGAGUGCCAGGCGGGAGAGGGGGUGGACAGGCACAUGUGGGGCCUGCAGAGCCUGGCGAGGGUGCACCAAAGCAGCGGGUACGCGAAGGGAGCGUGCGAGGGGUUCGAGAAGCUGGCGGUCUGGAACAGAAUGCUCGAUUCGUUCAUGUCUACGAGCAACUCGGGGAACGAGUACAUUGAGUGCUUCGCGUUCGGGCCGACGUCGAGGGACGGGCUGGGGAUUGGAUACGUGAUUCACCCGGAGCGAGUGUGCGUUUGCGUGACCUCGUUCAAGCAAAACUGCGCCCAGUUUUCUCGCAAUUUGGAGAGAACGUUGGUGAGUCUGGGGGAGCUGUUCGAGUGCGGGAAGUGCAUGAGGCUGUCGUUGGACACGAAGUUCUGAGCGGUGGCGCGGGGUCGGGGGGAGGCGCGCGCGGGGGGGUGGGGGGUGCGCGUCCGCCGGGGAAUUGUAUAAAGGAUUCGAGCAGUUUUUAUUUUAACAAAUAUAAAUAAAACCGUCAGAGCGAAAGCGAACACUUUUUCGUGA
Schistocerca gregaria is the source of this 903-nucleotide messenger RNA. RefSeq lists its product as uncharacterized. Gene Ontology annotation, molecular function: carnitine O-acetyltransferase activity. Lineage: Eukaryota; Metazoa; Arthropoda; Insecta; Orthoptera; Acrididae. The record is from RefSeq and is a predicted model, not a curated record. The transcript has a single exon. Gene Ontology annotation, biological process: carnitine metabolic process. Gene Ontology annotation, cellular component: mitochondrion. Bases 61 to 759 code for a protein of 232 amino acids.